ACCUGUUCUUAUAUUUAAUACACAUGGACAUGUCUCAAGGAUGAAUGAGUUUGUUAGAAAGUGGUCAUUACUGGAAGCUUUACAUGUAAUAUUGCUGCAGGUUUCAUGCAAAAGACUAGAAUUUUAAAAAAAAUCAUACAAUUCUAAGGAGGAAUAGACUGUACAAGAUAAAAAGAUAUUGAUAAAGUUAUUUGUGGAAUUUUAUCAUACUGUUAGGUGUUAGGAGUUGAAGCAAGAAAUGAUGGUUUACAUGUUUAGUGAAUAUACAUGAAAAAUUUAGCAGAAAUUGUAAAAAAGGCAAUACUAGCCAAGAGGAAAUACCUGAAUGAAGUCUGAACCAUAGCUAUAUUAAGGAGGAAAUACCAGUGAAUGAAGUCUGAAUAUUAGCUAUAUUAAGGAGGAAAUACCAGUGAAUGAAGUCUGAACCAUAGCUAUAUUAAAGAGGAAAUACCUGAAUGAGGUCUGAACCAUAGCUAUAUUAAGGAGGAAAUACCAGUGAAUGAAGUCUGAAUAUUAGCUAUAUUAAAGAGGAAAUACUUGAGCAACUACCAAGACACAUCUUCAUUUGCAUAUAAGAUAAAUGAUCUCUCAUAAAUUUCAAAAGUACAAAUAUUUAUUGAUUUUUGGUAAAAUGAUCAUAGAUUAUUCAAAGAAGCAGCUGUUUAAAUAAAACUUGCUGUUACAGGUAUUGUUUAAAGACAUUUAAUAUUAAUUUUAUUAAUAUUUUCAAUUCUGAGGAACUUACUGCAGAUCAAGUGUGCAAAUCAUCAUAGAAGCAAUGGAAAACUUGGCACCAGCCCCUCCAUCAAAUUUGAUGAUCAGUUUUGGUCUAGCUAUGAAUGUGUGUUUUUCUAUAACAAUCAUUAUGAUCAACAAAUGGGUGUAUGUAUACGGAAAGUUUCCAAACCUUACUCUUACAUUUAUUCAUUUUGUGAUAACAUUUAUCGGACUUUUUAUUUGCCGACUCUUUAGAGUGUUCAAACCAGCUAGUCUUUCCAUAUUACAAGUACUUCCAUUAGCAAUGACUUUUUGUGGAUUUGUGGUAUUUACCAAUCUGUCUUUAGGAACCAACAGCGUGGGAACAUACCAAAUUAUAAAGACCAUGACAAUGCCUUGUAUUAUGAUCAUCCAGACACAGUUUUAUAAAAAAUCAUUCUCAUUAGCCAUAAAACUGACCAUGAUUCCUAUAGCUUUAGGUGUUUUCCUAAAUUCCUUCUAUGAUGUCAAGUUCAACUUAUAUGGAAUUAUAUAUGCAUCUCUUGGUGUGUUUGUUACUUCACUGUAUCAGGUGUGGGUAGGAGAAAAACAGCAUGAAUUCCAGGUGAACUCAAUGCAGUUGUUAUAUUACCAAGCACCUCUAUCAUCAGCUAUGUUGUUUGUUGUCAUCCCUUUUGUGGAACCUAGUGUGUUCAGCUUCUAUGGAGCACUGGGAGAAUGGCCAAUUCAUGUUAUUGCAAUGGUGCUUCUUUCAGGAUUGGUAGCAUUUAUGGUCAAUCUUUCAAUAUUCUGGGUUAUAGGAAAUACAUCAGCUGUUACAUAUAAUAUGGUUGGUCAUCUAAAAUUCUGUUUAACAGUAGUUCUUGGAUUCCUUCUAUUCCAUGAUCCAAUCAGUAUGUUACAAUUGCUUGGAAUUUUACUUACAUUAUCAGGUGUUAUAUUAUAUACACAUAUAAAGCUGAAGGAACAAAAAACAAUGGCAGUUAAAUUACCUCUAUCAACAAAAGAGUGACAUGGUGACAGUUUGAUUCAUAGAUAUUCAAACAAUAUUAUAUUACUUUUUCAAGAGGACUUGUUAAAUUUCAGAUGUAGUUUCAACUUGCCAGUUGUUUUAGUGAUAAGUUAUUUAAAAUGUUGAUUUUACUGUAAAAAGAUAUAUAAGCUCACCUGGCCCAAAGGGCCAUAAGUGUGAGCUAUUGCCAUCACAUGGCAUCUGUGUUUUGUUGCUUAUCUGUUGUUAAAUGUUUAAAGUAUGAGGCAUGAUUAGGCUAUUUUUUUGGCUCCUUAAAUUUGGAGAUAAAAAUGUACUAUAAAAUUAUCAAAUAACAUCUGUCAGAUGUUCAAGGGCUUUGUCUAUCUGAUAUCAGUACUUAAACAGUGUCGGUUAAACUUCAUGUGUUUCAGUUCAAUUUCCAUUUUAAUAAAUAAAAUUCGCGGGGGACAUGGAAAUACCGGGUGUCAGUCUGGUCUUGUUAGCGCUCUCACGUGUACAAUUCUUGCCAGAAUUUUAUGAAACUUUAAUCAUAGGUUUAUAUUAGCAAUGUCUUGGACGAAUUUGAAAAUCAGUACCGAUCGAUUAUUUUUAAAAGAGUUAUGCCCCUUGGAAACAUUAAUUUUAUGGAAAAUUGCAUUGUUAGCGCUCUCAUGUGUUCAAUUCUUGCCAGAUUUUUAUGAUACUUAUAUCAUAGGUUUAUAUCAGCAAUGUCUUGGACGAGUUCGUAAAAUUAGUGCCGAUCAAUUAUUUUUAAAAGAGUUAUUCCCCUUGAAUAUAAAUUAUAUGGAGAAUUGCAUUUUUAGCUCUCUCAUAUGUACAAUUCUUGCCAGAAUUUUAUGAAACUUUAAUCAUAGGUUUAUAUUAGCAAUGUCUUGGACGAAUUUGAAAAUCAGUGCCGAUCAAUAAUGUUUAAAAGAGUUAUGUCCCUUGGAAAUAUUAAUUAUAUGGAAAAUUGCCUUAUGAGCGCACUAAAAUGUGAUCAAUUCUUGCAAGAUUUUUAUGAAACUUAUAUAAUAGGUUUAUAUCAUCAAUGUUCUUUAAGAGUUCAAAAAUCAGUGCCGAUCAAUUAUUUUUAAAAGAGUUAUGCCCUUGAAAAUAUUGAUUUUAUGGAAAAUUGCAAUGUUAUCGCUCUCAUAUGUUCAAUUCUUGCCAGAAUUUUAUGAAACUUAUAUCAUAGGUUAUAUCAGCAAUGUCUUUGACACUUUCGAAAAUAAGUUUUGAUUAAAUAUUUUUAACAAGUUAUGCCCCUUGGAAAUAUAAAUUAUAAUGGAAAUCACAUUGCAUUUGCUCUGAAUCCUUCAUUUCUCUUAAAAUAUUAAUAAAAAGUUUUAAAGAACAAAUCAAAAGUGCUUUUUUUAGUUAUUGCCCUUGUACCUUGGAUAGAUAAAAUAUGUGCAACGCGGGGGACAUUGGAACUCUGUUCUUUUAUAAAUUAUUUAUUGUCCUUGAUCUCAUUUUCUUAUUGUCCUUGAUCUCAUUUUCAUGGUUCAGCAACUGCUUGAAAAAAAUUUAGAGUUGUUUUAUCAUGUGAAAUACUCACUUAUUAUGAGUAAUAGAAUACCUAUAUUUGGUAUAUGGGAUCCUUACAAGGUCUACAUAAUGUCAGACAUAGUUCACCUGACUUCUACCUCACAUCAUGGAUCAGUGAUCAAGGUUACAUUUUUGUGUUCAAGUUUGUACCUAAGAUACCAUAAGCAGUAGGUCAACUAUAUUUGGUGUGUGGAAUGAUUGUAAGGUGUACAUGUCAGACUGGUACCGUAGGUUUUAUAUGACCUUGACCCUAUUUUCAUGGUUCAUUGGUCAAUGUUAAGUUUUGUUGUUUGGUCUGUUUUCUCAGAUACUAUAAGCAAUAAAUCAGCUGUACUUGGUGUAAGGUGUUCAUGUUUGUCUGCAGGUAUCAUCUGUCUUUGACCUCAUUUUCAUCGUUCAUUGGUCAAUGUUAAGUUUCAGUAGUAAGGUUUUCUAAGAUACUAUUACCAGUAGGGUCACUAUACUUGGUGAAUGGGAUGAUUGCAAGGUGUACAUGUCCUGUCUGGCAGAUUUCAUCUGACCUUGACCUCAUUUUCAUGGUUUAUGUUAAUCAGAUACUAUAAGUUAUAGGUCAACUAUAACUCGUUUAUAGAAUGAUUGUGAGGUGAACAUAUCUGUCUGCCAGGGUUCAUCUGACCUUGACCUUAUUUUCAUGGUUCAUUAGUAAAUUUUAAGUUUUCGUGGUUAUUUCGUUUCUCAGAUACUAAAAGCAAUAGAUCAACUAUAUUCACUGUAUAUAAUGAUAACAUGGUAUUCAUGCUGUAAAGGUUCAUCUGACUUUGACCUCAUUUUUAGGGUUCAUUGGUCAAUUGCCAAUGUUCAAUUUUUCGUAAUUAGGUCAGUCUAACUAUAUUCAGUGAAUGGUAUGAAAUUCAGUCAUGAUAAGUUAAGCAGGCUAGACAUUUCAGCGUGUGCACUCUUGGUAUAAAUAGACAAGUGUGUAUUUUAAUGUUCUAUAAUCAGGUAUGAAAGUAUAUGGAGCUAUGUGAUAAAAAGAUGAUUUUAAUCAACACUUAAAUAUUUAGGAAACUACAAAAAAGAUAUAUCAGAAGUUUUGCUUAAAUUACCAGUACAUUAUGCUGUAAAAAAUAUUAGAUUUUUUUAAAAGCAUUAGAUAUGUAAAUUCAUUAAAAUCAUUUCUACAAAAAUCCUACACAGUUGACUGUAUGUGUUCGUGUUUUUUAUAGGACCAAAAUUGAAUUUGACCUAAUUUGCAUAUGUAAAUUUUUAGGUCAGGUGAUUUGCUUCUAGUCCAAUUGAUGAACUCUUUCUAUAAUUGAAUAUAUAAUAACUAAGAUGACACGGAUGUAAGAACAAAAUUUAUCAAAUGUCUUUGGGGUAAACUUAUGGUUCCUUAGAAAACUUGUCAUUAUCCCCCUCUGUAUAUUUAAGCAAAAUUUAUAUAUGUAGGACUCUGAACCCCGAUGGUACUCUGAACCGCCAUGGUUAUUGAAAAUAUAAUAACUGAGAUGACCAGGAUGUAAGAACAAAAUUUAUCAAAUGUCUUGGAGUAAACUCCUGAUUCCUUAGAAAACUUGUCAUUAUUCCCUUCAUAUAUUUAAACAAAAUAUAUAUAUGUAGGACUCUGAACCCUGAUGGUACUCUGAACCGCGAUGGUCACGAUGAUGUGCGAUGGUUUGACCCUGAAGUGUGUUUUUUAUCACACUGAAGAGCGAUGAUGGCAUUGUGACGCUAUCUUAUUGAUAGCUACACCGAAGUGUGAUGGUGGUAACGCUGAAAUGCAAUGGUGGUAUCGCUGAAGUGCAAUGGACUAUAUAAACUAUACUUUCAAUGCUUUGCAGGUCAAUGUAAAAGUCAAUGUGUUUGUUAGAAGCAGUUUUUUUUUUUAAGUUAUAAAGUGGCUUAUAAACUUUUUAAUACUACAGGAAACAGGGAGAGAUUGGUAGAGAGGCCGAGAGGGGAAGUUAACCUUCUGUAGCAGAUUUUUUUUUAAAUCUACAAAAGGUAAUUUUUUUUAUUUCGAUGGAGCGUAGAAUUCUCUAAAUAAAUAUGGGUUCGCAAACAAACUCUGAAUUAUAUAAUACUAUGUUAACUAGGAACUCAUGAGAGGAACCAAGUAAAGAUAGAAUGUAAACGCAAAAUUAUGUUCACAUGCUGAAAAUCAGAGGAUGAUCUCUCACUUAGUAUGUAACUGCAACUAAGGACACAAAAGGACAAUAACUAAUGGAAAUUUAUAUACUAACCAUUAAAAAGUCUCCUUCUCAUAGGAUUAAUAAUGAAACAUCUGUGAUUUGAAACUAGCCAUCAUGCAUAAAAUAGACAAUCGCACAUCAGCGAACGGACCAUCACACUUCAGAGCAGACCAUGGCACUUCAGAGUGACCUUCACACUUCAGCGUCCCCAUCACACCUACAAGUCCUACAUAUAUAUGCUUAGGAACAGUUAUAUUUUAGUGAUCUUAUUAAUACUGGCAUUGUCUAAUCCUGAGUAUUCAUUUAUUUUUGUGGAUGAGAAAAUAUUGUAUUUCAUGUCAAUAAGACAGGGUAAAAGAAUUGCAGAUAAAUAUAGAACAAAUCUAUUUGAAGAUGCUAUAUAUUAGCACACUCUGUGCAAUAUGAUUUUGUGUUUUUUAUUGUAUAUUGUUGAUUUUCUUUUUCUUUAGAUACAUGUUUAUUUGUCAGUUAUAGUAUAUUAUAUUGUUUGUAUAUAAAAUAUGUAUUAAAAA
This is a messenger RNA of Mytilus californianus (California mussel), 5927 nucleotides long. Its product is annotated as solute carrier family 35 member E3-like. The transcript is spliced from 6 exons. The coding region runs from base 779 to 1729 and encodes 316 amino acids. Lineage: Eukaryota; Metazoa; Mollusca; Bivalvia; Mytilida; Mytilidae. Gene Ontology annotation, cellular component: Golgi apparatus. Gene Ontology annotation, molecular function: antiporter activity; nucleotide-sugar transmembrane transporter activity. The record is from RefSeq and is a predicted model, not a curated record.